AUGGGUAUCCAGAAGACCUCCGCGCUGCUGGUCAUGAUGCUGCUGUGCUCGGCCAUGACCGUGCCAGCUCGCCUACUGGGAACCAAGGGUAACAGCGCCGCCUCCGCCCAGGCGGUGGCCCAGGCCAUCGGCGGCGGUAGCGCCUCCGCCGCGGCCAACGCCGCAGCCCAGGCGCUGUCUGGCUCCCAGUCCACCGCCACCACCCAGGCGGUGGCCCAGGCAUGGACCCAGGGCCUGGCCUCCUGCAUCGGUUCCGCGCCCACCGCCACCGCUACCGCCCAGGCCAUCGCCUCCUCCCUUCUCUGCGACAGCCCCGCGCUCGCAUCGGCCACCGCUCAGGCCCUGGCCUCCGUCUCCGGCACGCCCGCCGGCUGUGCCCUCGCCGGCCAGGCGCUGGCGUCCGCCGCGGCCCAGGCCCAGGCCUCCGGGCAGGGCAUGGCCUUCGCCCAGGCCCUCGCCCAGGCCACCGCCUCCGUCACCAUGCCCAGCUGCCUCUUCGGCGGGGUCGCCCAGGUGAGGGUGCUGGUCAAGUGUGUUUGCCAGCCGGACUGGGGUUGGAUCCCGGGAGGCCCACUGGGUGCCAAUAUCCACAAUGGCAUGGUGUACAAAACGCAUGGAACUCAUGGAGGCCUGGCAUGGUCGUUUGAUUUGCUCUGA
This is a messenger RNA of Auxenochlorella protothecoides, 657 nucleotides long. RefSeq lists its product as hypothetical. The record is from RefSeq and is a predicted model, not a curated record. Lineage: Eukaryota; Viridiplantae; Chlorophyta; Trebouxiophyceae; Chlorellales; Chlorellaceae. The transcript has 2 exons. The coding region runs from base 1 to 657 and encodes 218 amino acids.